AUGCGGCCGAAGCGGUCACCGAGCUCCAAAGCCUCGGAGUUUGUUUCCAACCUCUCGUCCAGGAAGUUGUCGCCACCUGAGGUUAGCGUCCUUGCUAAAGGCCACAGCUUCAAUAUGUCGGGUGGUCGACCUCCCUUGGCGAGGAUCGCGGCAGCCGUGGAGGACGGGAUCCGUCAUCUUGAAUCCAGCGUCCGGGAAUCAGUGAGGCUGAAAGCGAUUGGCAUCCUGGCACAUGGCCUAAUGAAGAAACAGCCGUCCAAUCUGUCCCCGGAGGAAAAACGAGCCCUGCGAGAGCUGCGCGAGGACCCCACAAUUGUAAUCUUGCCUGCGGACAAAGGGAACGCUACUGUCGUCCUUGACCGGCGAGACUACGACCGCAAGGUCCAAGACCACCUUGUUAGUGGCACUUACGGCAAACUUAAGAAGGACCCUACAGCGCAGGUACAGAGAGACCUCAACAAGCUCCUAGGAGACGUAUUCGUGAAACACCCUGAUGCCAGAGCUCUGCACCUUCGUUUGAUGUGCAGAAACGGUAGUGCUCCCGGAUUCUACGGGCUUCCCAAGACCCACAAGCCCGGUGUUCCCUUGAGGCCGAUUGUGGAUUUCACAUCUUCGCCACUUCGAGCCCUGUCGAGCUUCUUACACAGGAUUCUGGCCCCUCUCGUGGGAAACACGCCGACGCACGUGAGAAACAGCAGCCAUUUUGUUGAGAUUCUCUCCCCGAUACCGAUUUGCGAAGAUGAGUGCCUCGUGUCAUUCGACGUAGUCUCCCUCUUCACAAGCAUACCUGUCCAAUUAGCAGUGACCACAGCGCGUGAAGUGCUGGAGUGUGACGAAAACCUCGAGGCAAGAACAGGCCUGAGCGUCGACGAGCUGAGCCGCCUUUUGAACUUUUGUCUCAGCAGCACGUACUUCUCCGUCAACGGAGAAUACUACAAACAGCUAACUGGUACUGCAAUGGGGGCAUCUGUGUCUGUAACGGCAGCAAACCUCGUGAUGGAGGCAGUGGAGGGAAGAGCACUGCAGACGGCCGGCAUCACCCCAAAAAUAUUUUUGCGGUAUGUCGACGACUGUUUCUGUAUCCUAAAAACUUCUGCCGUAGACGCCUUCACAGCCCAUCUGAACUCUAUUGAGCCGGCCAUCCAGUUCACCGUGGAACGGGAAAAAAACAACUGCUUGCCAUUCCUCGAUGUCCUCGUGGAAAGGCACCUGAGUUUCUGA
Rhipicephalus sanguineus (brown dog tick) is the source of this 1221-nucleotide messenger RNA. RefSeq lists its product as uncharacterized. The record is from RefSeq and is a predicted model, not a curated record. The coding region runs from base 1 to 1221 and encodes 406 amino acids. Lineage: Eukaryota; Metazoa; Arthropoda; Arachnida; Ixodida; Ixodidae. The transcript has 2 exons.